CUCGAUUGUUAAUUUUCUUUUGACCACUUUGACUUUGCGCCUGUGAUCUUCUUCUCAAAUCCAUCCAUGUACGCUCUCUGAACUUCUUCUUCUUCUUCUUCUUCUUCGUCGGUGGUCCUAGGGUUUCAUCGUUCCCAGAAAUUUCAUCCAGUUGUGUCAAUUGGAAUUGAUCUCUACAUAAAUUGUUUCCCUCAACCUCUAUGUUUCCGUGAUUCAAAACCCUAAUUUGUGUGUGUUUUAAUCGCGUUUCUAGUUAUUCGGUGAUGGAUCAAACACAGAACACAAUCGCCGGAAUUGGUGAAAUCAACGGUUCGAUAAAAACCGAAAUCAAUGCAAUUGCAACCGUCGACGAUUCAAAUGAGAAGCUGAACCAAAUUAUAAACUCGAAUCAGAAAAUUUUAGAACUCCUUCAUCAAUUAAAACUCACCGUCUCUUCUUUCACACCUGCUUCUCAGCUUCACCUCCUCCAACGCCUCAAUUCUCUUGUGAUGGAGCUUGAUAAUAUGGCUAAGUUGUCUGAUAAAUGCAACAUUCAAGUCCCCAUUGAGGUUCUUAACUUGAUUGAUGAUGGGAAGAACCCAGAUGAGUUUACAAAAGAUGUUCUUAAUAAGAACUGCAUUGCUAAAAAUCAAGUUACAAAGGGAAAGAGUGAUGCUUUUAAGGGUUUGAGAAAACAUCUCUUGGAGGAGCUUGAACAGGCUUUUCCUGAUGAAGUCGAUCGGUAUAGAGACAUACGUGCUAGUUAUGCUGCUGAAGCAAAACGGUUGGCUCAAACGCAAAGUGUGUUACCAAAUGGGGAUGCUAAGGUCAAGAGUGAGCUAUAAGAGCUAUGAAUCUUGCCUUUUAGAAUAAAAUUUUCAAGUAGAUCAAUGAGGAUGUAAACGAACAAGCCUUCUUGGAAUUUCUAUAACAUCCGUUGGUUCUUUUGCACUUGACUAAUAUAGUUUGAGAAUUUCUCCUUAGCUUUCUGAGGUCAUGACUCAUGAGGCUGUUAAAUAGUCACUCAUAGGUUACAAAUAGACUAGUCUCUUAGUUCUAUCGAUGGGUUUUGUACCUAGUAUGUGAUAGAUUCCUAUCAGAGACAUAAGAUUUGCUUUUUACUAGGACGAUUAAUCUUGGUUCUGUAUAAGAUAAUCUUCUUGCCGAAAGAAGAAGUGAUAUGGCUUUGCAUUGAGUUGGUUGCAAUUUCAAUUUUUGUCUUAUCUCUGGUUAAAGGAAGCUUCUCAUUAUCUUUAGCUGUAGUAAUGUUAACUACACAAGCAUCGUGUUUAGAUUGGCUUCUGUUUGACCACU
Arabidopsis thaliana (thale cress) is the source of this 1293-nucleotide messenger RNA. It is a transcript of the gene MED10A, whose product is annotated as Mediator complex, subunit Med10. Gene Ontology annotation, cellular component: mediator complex; nucleus. Bases 264 to 824 code for a protein of 186 amino acids. The record is from RefSeq and is marked reviewed. NCBI's taxonomy places the organism in Eukaryota, Viridiplantae, Streptophyta, Magnoliopsida, Brassicales, Brassicaceae. Gene Ontology annotation, molecular function: transcription coregulator activity. Gene Ontology annotation, biological process: regulation of transcription by RNA polymerase II. The transcript has 5 exons.